ACUGAUCAGAAAGCCAUGAGAGGCAAUGCAGUAGUUUUCAAGUGCAUUAUCCCCUCCAGCGUGGAGGCAUACGUCACUGUUGUCUCAUGGGAGAAAGACACGGUCUCACUUGUCUCAGAGCACAGAUUUCUCAUUACAUCCACGGGAGCCUUGUAUAUUUCAGAUGUUCAGAAUGAAGAUGGAUUAAACAAUUAUCGAUGCAUUAUAAGGCACAAAUACACAGGUGAAACGCGUCAGAGCAACAGCGCAAGACUGACAGUAUCAGAUCCAACUAACACAGCCCCUUCUAUUAUUGAUGGGUUUGAGCAUCGUAAAGCCAUGACAGGACAGCGAGUGGAACUUCCUUGCAAAGCAUCUGGACACCCAAUACCAAAGUACCGUUGGCUAAAGGAUGGCGUUCUCCUUGAACCAGACAGCCGGAUUCAGCACACCAUUGUGGGUUUACUAAUCGAGAACACGCGACCAUCUGAUUCUGGCAGUUAUGUUUGUGAAGUGUGGAACAAUUAUGGCACUGCUGAAGUUAUUGGAUCCUUGUAUGUAAAACAACCUCUGAAGGUCACAAUCAGUCCUCGGAAAGUAAAGAGCAGCGUUGGAAGCCAGGUUACUUUGUCAUGUAGUGUGACUGGGACAGAUGACCCUGAUAUUUCCUGGUACAGAAAUGGUGAAAUUGUUAACCCUGGGAAUAAUGUUCGGAUAACUGGUGUGAACCGUGAGACUCUAAUAAUGGAUGGGAUGGCAAAAAGCGACAGUGGCGCUUACCAGUGCUUUGUGCGCAAUGAUAAGAUGUCUGCACAAGAUUAUGUUCAGGUGGUGCUUGAAGAUGGGAUUCCCAAAUUUAUUUCUGCUUUUAGUGAAAAAGUGGUGAGUCCUGGUGAGCCCGUAUCUCUUAUGUGCAAUGUGAAGGGAACUCCUCUUCCUACAAUUACCUGGACUCUGGAUGAUGAAACUGUUAUCAAGAAUGGAAACCACAAAAUAAGUCAAAUGAUCACCUCAGAGGGCAACGUUCUCAGUUACUUGAAUAUCACCAAUACGCAAGUCCGAGAUGGUGGAGUCUACCGCUGCACUGCCAACAACUCUGCGGGAGUCGUCCAGUACCAGGCUCGAAUAAACGUAAGAGGUCCUGCAAGUAUUCGCCCAAUGAAAAACAUCACUGCAAUUGCAGGACGUGAUACAUACAUUCACUGUCGCGUGAUUGGAUAUCCUUAUUAUUCCAUUAAGUGGUACAAGAAUGCAAAUCUUCUGCCAUUUAACCAUCGUCAAGUAGCUUUUGAAAACAAUGGCACAUUAAAACUGUCUGACGUGCAAAAGGAUGCAGACGAUGGCGAAUAUAUAUGUAAUGUCCUUGUCCAACCUCAGUUAUCCACGAGUCAAAGUGUUCACGUAACAGUAAAAGUCCCGCCAUUUAUCCAGCCUUUUGAAUCUCAGAGGUUCUCCAUUGGACAAAGGGUGUUUAUCCCUUGUGUGGUGGUCUCAGGGGACCUUCCCAUUACAAUCACCUGGCAGAAGGAUGGAAGGCCAAUUCCAGCAAGCCUUGGGGUCACCAUUGAUAAUAUAGACUUUACCAGUUCUUUAAGGAUUUCCAAUCUCUCGCUGAUGCACAACGGUAACUAUACAUGCAUUGCUCGCAAUGAUGCUGCAGCUGUGGAACACCAAAGCCAAUUAAUUGUGAGAGUUCCUCCUAGGUUUGUUGUCCAACCCAAAGAUCAGGAUGGGAUAUACGGAAAAGCUGUCAUUUUGAACUGCUCUGCAGAGGGGUAUCCCGUGCCCACUAUUGUAUGGAAGUACUCAAAAGGUGCUGGAGUGCCCCAAUUCCAACCUAUUGCAUUGAAUGGUCGUAUACAACUUCUGACCAAUGGCUCUUUACUGAUUAAACACGUUCUGGAGGAAGAUAGCGGAUACUAUCUGUGCAAGGUCAGCAAUGAUGUGGGAGCUGACGUCAGCAAGUCCAUGUAUCUCACGGUUAAAAUUCCUGCUAUGAUCACCUCCUACCCAAACACAACGUUGGCCACACAAGGUCAGAAGAAGGAGAUGAGUUGCACUGCCCACGGUGAAAAGCCCAUCAUUGUCCGAUGGGAAAAAGAGGAUCGUAUGAUUAAUGUUCCUGAGAUGUCUCGCUACUUGGUGUCCACGAAGGAAGUUGGAGAAGAAGUGAUCUCUACUCUGCAGAUUUUACCAACUGUCCGAGAAGAUUCUGGGUUUUUUUCUUGUCAUGCAAUCAACUCAUUUGGAGAAGAUCGAGGAAUUAUCCAGCUUACAGUGCAGGAGCCCCCAGAUCCACCUGAAAUUGAGAUCCGAGAAGUCCGAGCUCGCAGUAUUGCUCUAAGGUGGACUAUGGGAUUUGAUGGCAACAGCCCCAUAACAGGAUAUGAUAUUGAGUGCAAAAACAAAUCAGAUUCCUGGGAUUCAGUUCAGAGAACCAAAGAUGUAUCACCACAGCUGAAUCAGGCAACUAUAAUAGAUCUCCACCCAUCUUCUACGUACAAUAUUCGGAUGUAUGCAAAGAAUCGUAUCGGCAAAAGUGAAGCCAGCAAUGAGCUGACAAUCACAACGGAAGAAGCAGCUCCUGAUGGGCCCCCUCAAGAUGUGCAGCUUGAUCCUAUCUCUUCCCAAAGUAUCAAAGUAACUUGGAAGGCCCCCAAAAAGCACCUGCAAAAUGGUAUUAUCCGUGGCUACCAAAUUGGCUUUCGUGAGUACAGCACCGGCGGCAACUACCAGUUCAAUAUAAUCACCGUUGACACCACAGGGGAUAGUGAGGUUUAUACUCUUGAUAACCUUAAGAAAUUCACACAAUAUGGAGUGGUGGUCCAGGCUUGUAACCGGGCAGGAACAGGGCCUUCUUCUCAGGAAAUCAUCACCACUACGUUAGAGGAUGUGCCUAGUCGUCCUCCUGAGAAUGUUCAGGCAACUGCAUUGUCACCAGAAGUAAUUUCCAUCGCUUGGUCUACUCCUUCCAAAGAAGCCCUCAAUGGAAUUCUUCAGGGAUUCAGGGUUAUUUAUUGGGCCAAUCUUCUUGAUGGAGAACUUGGGGAUAUAAAGAAUGUUACCACAACGCAGCCUUUACUGGAGCUAGAUGGGCUAGAGAAGUAUACUAACUACAGUAUCCAAGUGCUUGCGUUUACUCGGGCAGGAGACGGAGUGCGUAGUGAGCAGAUAUUUACCCGCACCAAAGAGGAUGUUCCAGGUCCAACAGCUGGAGUAAAAGCCGCUGCGGCCUCAGCGUCUGUUGUCUAUGUGUCCUGGCUCCCUCCUCUCAAGCUAAAUGGAAUCAUCCGGAAAUAUACUGUGUUCUGUUCCCACCCCUACCCCACAGUUAUUAGCGAAUUUGAGGCGGCCCCUGAUUCUUUUUUCUACAAAAUCCCAAACUUGAGUAGAAACAGACAAUAUAGCGUCUGGGUGGUUGCGGUGACUGCUGCAGGAAGAGGAAACAGCAGUGACAUCAUUACAGUUGAACCAGUUGCUAAAGCUCCAGCUAGAAUCUUAACCUUUAGUGGCACUGUAACUACACCGUGGAUGAAGGAUAUUGUCUUGCCAUGUAAAGCUGUAGGGGAUCCAUCUCCAACCGUCAAAUGGAUGAAGGAAAGUAACGGGACACCCAGUCUAGUAAUGAUUGAUGGGCGAAGAAGCAUCUACAGCAAUGGAAGUUUUAUCAUUCGCACUGUUAAAGCAGAGGAUUCUGGGUACUAUAGUUGUAUUGCCACUAACAGCUGGGGAUCUGAUGAAAUUGUGCUUAAUCUGCAAGUUCAAGUGCCACCUGACCAGCCUCGACUCACUGUGUCCAAAACCACAUCCUCGUCCAUUACCCUUUCCUGGAUACCAGGAGACAACGGAGGAAGCUCCAUCAGAGGGUAUAUUUUGCAAUACUCAGAGGAUAACAGUGAGCAGUGGGGCAGUUUUCCCAUCAGCCCCAGUGAACGUUCGUAUCGCCUGGAGAAUCUAAAAUGUGGCACGUGGUACAAGUUUACUCUUACAGCACAGAAUGGAGUGGGACCAGGCCGCAUCAGUGAGAUCAUAGAGGCUAAAACCCUUGGGAAAGAACCACAGUUUUCAAAGGAACAAGAACUGUUUGCAAGUAUCAAUACGACACGUGUGAGAUUGAAUCUCAUUGGGUGGAACGAUGGAGGAUGCCCCAUUACGUCAUUUAAUUUGGAAUACCGGCCUUUUGGCACCACAGUGUGGACAUUAGCACAAAGAACGACUCUUUCCAAAUCCUAUAUAUUAUAUGAUCUUCAGGAAGCUAUGUGGUAUGAGCUCCAAAUGAGAGUCUGCAACAGCGCUGGGUGUGCGGAAAAGCAAGCUAACUUUGCUACCCUCAAUUAUGAUGGCAGUACGAUCCCCCCACUAAUUAAGUCAGUGGUGACCAGUGAAGAAGGGAUGGCAACUAACAAAGGGAUAAAGAUGUUGGUCACUAUUUCCUGUAUUUUGAUUGGAGUGCUGCUGCUGUUUGCCCUGUUGCUGAUUGUCCGAAGAAGGAGGAGAGAGCAGAGACUAAAGAGGUUGCGAGAUGCAAAGAGUUUAGCCGAAAUGCUCAUGAGUAAAAAUACUCGGACUUCAGAUACUCUGAACAAGCAACAAACUCUACGGAUGCACAUUGACAUUCCCCGAGCUCAACUUCUUAUAGAAGAACGAGACACAAUGGAAACUAUUGAUGACAGAUCUACGGUGCUAUUGACUGAUGCUGACUUUGGAGAGUCGUCAAAGCAGAAGUCGUUAACAGUUACUCACACGGUGCAUUACCAAUCAGUCUCACAGGCUACUGGGCCACUGGUGGAUGUUUCAGAUGCACGGCCUGGAACAAAUCCAACCACCAGAAAAAAUGCAAAGGCUGGGCCUGCUGCUCGCAACAGAUAUGCUAGCCAGUGGACCCUCAACAGGCCUCAUCCUACCAUAUCUGCGCACACGCUUACAACAGAUUGGAGACUUCCUACCCCCCGAGCUGCAGGGUCAGUGGACAAGGAAAGUGACAGCUACAGUGUGAGCCCGUCACAGGACACAGAUCGAGCGAGGAGCAGUAUGGUCUCCACAGAAAGUGCCUCCUCUACCUAUGAAGAGUUAGCAAGAGCGUAUGAACAUGCAAAGAUGGAAGAGCAGUUGAGGCAUGCCAAGUUUACCAUUACAGAAUGCUUCAUAUCAGAUACUUCAUCAGAACAGCUCACUGCAGGGACUAAUGAGUACACAGACAGUCUGACCUCUAGCACACCGUCAGAGUCUGGAAUCUGCAGAUUUACUGCAUCACCCCCAAAACCUCUGGAUGGAGGAAAAGUACAAAACAUGGCGGCUCCAAAGGCACAUAGACCAGGUGAUGUUAUGAACUUGCCGCCAUAUCUUAGAAUGGACUUUUUAUUAAAUCGCGGUGCUUCAGGAACUAACAGAGACCUGGGUUUAGGGCAGGCUUGCUUGGAACCUCAGAAAAGUCGGACCCUGAAGAGACCUACAGUUUUGGAACCAAUACCAAUGGAAAAUCCAUCAGCACGAGAAGUACAGUCAUGGCAGCCCAGUGCUGCGGCACCAUUACCUCAAAGAGAGGGCACAGAGCUAGGACAGGCAGCAAAAAUUAGCAGUUCUCAAGAAUCACUGCUGGACUCCCGGGGUCACUUAAAAGGAAACAAUCCCUACACAAAAUCUUAUACCCUGGUAUAA
Bombina bombina (fire-bellied toad) is the source of this 5637-nucleotide messenger RNA. It is a transcript of the gene DSCAM, whose product is annotated as DS cell adhesion molecule. The coding region runs from base 16 to 5637 and encodes 1873 amino acids. The transcript is spliced from 32 exons. Lineage: Eukaryota; Metazoa; Chordata; Amphibia; Anura; Bombinatoridae. The record is from RefSeq and is a predicted model, not a curated record. Gene Ontology annotation, biological process: axon guidance; dendrite self-avoidance; homophilic cell-cell adhesion. Gene Ontology annotation, molecular function: cell-cell adhesion mediator activity. Gene Ontology annotation, cellular component: axon; plasma membrane.